AUGGCUGGCAGUUCCGCGCCUCCCUCGUCCACAUCUUCUCGCAACAAUUCACCAUUCUCACCCGAUUUCCCUUCCGGAAUCCCCCUUACUUCCGAUCAGGUCAAGCACUGCACUGAAGCACUCGCACUGUUGAAGAGCAGGCUCCUCGACCCUCACACCAUCCCUCAAGAGUUUCUUCACUUGCAGGAGAACAGGAUAACGCUGAGUGAGACGACGAGAAGAUGCAACGUUGCUCUUAAUUCUGCUAAUCUCAGCAAAAAUCGUUACAGAGAUGUUAUACCAUUUGACAAGAACAGGGUUGUUCUGAAUUCGAGUUCAGAUUAUAGGUCUGAAGCACUGGGGUAUAUCAAUGCAAGCGUUAUCUCGACCUCUUCCCCUGGAACUGUGUCUGAGUUUAUAGCCACGCAAGGUCCACUGCGACACACUUUUGAGGAUUUUUGGGAAAUGAUGAUACAAUAUCACUGCCCUGCAAUUGUGAUGCUUACUAGGUUGGUCGAUAAUGACAAGAUUCUGAAGUGUGGAGAUUAUUUUCAAUCUGAGGAUAGACCUAGAGAAUUCGGGAAUAUCUCUCUUAAAUGUAAAUGGACGAAAACUACUGAAACUUCACUUGUGCUGCGAAAUUUGGAGGUGAACCAUAAAGAGGUAGAGGAUACACCAUUAUCUGUUUUUCAUAUUCAGUAUCCCGAGUGGCCUGAUCAUGGAGUUCCAAACGACACUUCGGCUGUGCGUGAAAUUUUGAAAAGAUUAUACCAUUUGCCACCAAAUCUUGGCCCAAUAGUGGUGCACUGCAGUGCAGGUAUUGGUAGAACUGGAACAUACUGCACAAUUCACAACACGAUUCAGAGAAUACUUGCUGACACAGGAUCAGUAUAUUUUUUGCUACGAAGCUAUCAUAGAUGA
Messenger RNA from Vicia faba (fava bean), 900 nucleotides. The record is from the annotation of a GenBank genome assembly. NCBI's taxonomy places the organism in Eukaryota, Viridiplantae, Streptophyta, Magnoliopsida, Fabales, Fabaceae.